AUGUCGGCACCGUCGUCGCCGGGCCACGAUGCCCGCGAUGAGCCACCUCCCCCCUCGCCGCCCCGCCCUACCGCCAGUGCCAGCGAGACCAGCCAGAACCCCGAGCUUGAUCUCACCAAGCUGCGCGCACUACCAGCCGAACAACAGGACCUUUACAUCCUGACCUUUGUGUCCAGCCUCGGUAAACAUGUCAAGGCCCUGCCUGCCGACGAUUGCACAGCCCAGCAAUUCUAUUUGAAAAAGGAGGCCUUCCAGCUCAUCAACCUACCCGCACCCUCCCCGAGCCGCGUGACGAGAGGCAAUAUUGGUGCCGUCCUGGCCCACGUCUUUGCCAAAGGUGACCGAAAGCUACUCUUUGAGACCAUCAAUGACCUCGUGUCCAUCGUGACAAACUCAAAGGUCAAGACGGACGCCGAGAUCAGAGCCAGACAUGCCGCCGUUACGUGUCUAGGUCAUGUUUACGCUGCCGCCGGCGACAGUGCCAUCCCUCUGCACCAGCUUUCCUGUGGGGCGCUGGUCAAACUCCUGAAAGCGACUUCGAGCAAUGCUGGCCUCCGUGCCACUGUGCUAGAGUCCCUAGCCAAGAUUGUUAGCAUGGUCGCCGCGAGCAUGGACGAGAGCAUUGCUCGCGACAUGUGGAAGCAGUGUCGCACCGCCGCCGCAGGAGACAAGGGCUAUCUCGUAGCCGUUGCGGCUUGUCGGUGCUUAAAGUCCCUGGCCAAGCACACAUCCUACUUUGAAAACUCUAGCGACUUUGAGAAUUUGAAGCUGGCGCUUUUCAAGGCUUUUGAUUCGCCCUCAUCCCAAGUGCGCCAGGCUGCAGCUGACUGUUUGGCCGAAGCAAUGGCAGUCAGUCUCUCCGAAAACGCUGCUGGUGAUAUUGCUGCGCCCAAGGCCAAGAAGCCAAAGUCAAAGGCGAGCAAACGCGCCUCUGUCCAGCCCGGUUCUGGACUCGCCGAAGACGAUGACAUUCCUUCUAGACCGGGAAGUCCGGCCCCAGGUACCAAGAAAACGCAACAGCUGGCAUUGACUCUGACCGACAUGCUAAAGACCUUGUCUGCGCAGUAUGUACGCUUGUCCACCACGAAUCGGGCCAGAGCCGCGCUCGGUAUCUGCUACGGUCGGGUAUUGAGGACGCUCGGUGAGAAGGCUGUCGAGACCAAUUACCUAAGGAUUGUGGAAAAUUUAACUGUCGAUUUGCUGGGCAAUCCAAAUAUCACAAAUAACCGCUAUCGACUCCUUAUAUCUAGGCGUAUUGUAGACUCGAUCCUCCAAACCACGGUUGGCCAAAAGAUCUUGGGCGAGUCAGGCCAAAUGGCCGCGGCCAGGUCAGUCAUCAACGACGUUUUCAAAAAUUAUCCACAGGCGAUCAAGGAGCGCCCCGAGCCUAGCAAGUACACCCUCAUCGCCACUCUCGGCGCCGUGGCCUCCCUCAUCGACUCUUUGGGUUCCGCAGCCAAUAGUUUCUCCGAGUCCUGCCGUGAUGGACUGCUCCAGGUGCUGCAGCAUCCCAGCUACAGUGUGCAGGUCUACGCUUCGCAUUGCAUGAAGAGCUUCGUCAAAGCCUGUCCACAGCAGCUGCUGCCAUGCUUGUCCGUCUGUAUGAACAGCCUGAGCCGGGAGCUCUCUCAACUUGGCACCGGCCGCAACUCGCCGCGACGGUGCAUGGGUUUCGCCCAUGGCCUGGCCACGACACUGAGUGCUAGCCCGGACCGGCCAUUGUAUGGCUCGGUAGAUAUCAAUAGCCGGGUUCUGACCAUGGCCACGAAUCUGCUCAAGUCGAGUGGCAAGUCGGAGCUCCGAGUUUCGAGCACGCAGAUCCAAGUCGCCUGGAUACUCAUUGGAGGUCUCAUGUCACUCGGUCCAAACUUUGUCAAGAUCCAUUUGUCGCAGCUUUUGCUGCUUUGGAAGAAUGCCCUCCCCAAGCCAUUGGCCAAGGACAACACGUCACAGCGAAGUCUCUUGGAGGCUUGUUUCCUGACCAAUGUCAGAGAGUGUGCAUUGGGCUCGAUUCUCGCCUUUUUGCAGUUCAACAGUCGCCUGUUGACGGUAGACGUUUCGAAACGCAUCGCGGCCAUGUUACAGAGCACUACAGCGUUCUUGCGAACGUUGCCACAAAAGAAGACGACAGAAGACGUCUCGCAAAGGCUGACGCCGGCAUUGCAACUCCAGGAUCUCGAACUCAUGGUUCAGCGCCGCGUGCUGCAAUGCUACACCAAACUCGUAAACCAGAGCCCCGCUGGCGGCAGCGAGGCAUUGCUGCAGUCUAACCUUUUGACUACAGCCGUCUCCCUGUUUGCGGAUCCUGAGAACUACGCCGGCAACUCGCUGAGCGCGUCCAUUGCCAAUGCCGCCGGGACCUUUGAAUCCGUGUGGGAAGUCGGAGAUAACUCUGGUUUUGGAGUGACUGGUCUCGUCAACGGCUUCAGAGUCGAGAGACUGCCUGGCGAGCAGGACAAUUCCACUGAUCAGCCCGCGUCGGACCAGGUCGAUCCCGAGGCCUUCAUUGAUGACCUGUUGAGGUCCCCCGUCUGCCCGUCCCUCGAGCACGAUGCAGCAAUGCUUUAUGUGAGCGAUGCGAGUGUACCAGGUGUACUACCGCAUCCCCCAGCUACGGAGGUGAUCAACAUGGCUAUCCAGCUCUUUGCCUUUGUGUUUCCCCUGACGCCGGCCAAGGUUCAAGAGAGCAUUCUGGAGCAGGUCGCAACAUUCAUGUCAGCAGGGGUACUGCAGCGUGAUCCCGGCCGCAAAGCCGCCAUGAACGUCAACAUCGCCACUGCUCUCCUAUACAGCUUGAGGGUUGCCUCGCGGGAGACAAUGUCUCCUCCUGGCGACAUUUCAAACCUGGCGGUAGAAAAGUUGCUACAAGAGAUUGUUCGAGGGUUUGUGCUGGACCCAGAUCAAUACAUCCGCAGCCUCGGGUAUGCAACGAUUGCAAGACUGUGCAAUACGUGCGGCAAUGCCUUCACCAAUGGCGAGAUCAAGCACCUUGUCGACACCAUUGUCAGCAACCGCGAACCCAGCGCAAGAGCUGGCUGCGCAAUGUCUCUGGGAUGCAUCCAGGCCAAACUGGGAGGCAUGGCUGCUGGCUAUCAUCUCAAGACGAUCCUGGGAAUACUGAUGUCGCUCUGCAAUGACCCGCACCCGACGGUCCAUUACUGGGCACUCGAGGCGCUGUCACGGGUAGCAGACGCAGCUGGCCUGGGAUUUGCCCCGUAUGUGUCGAGCAGUUUGGGAAUGCUGACGCAGCUCUAUCUCUCUGACACACACCACCCCGAAGUUUCGUCCGCCAUCUCGAUGAACCUGGAGAUGGAGCUUUCUACGGUCGGCGCCAUUACCCACUGUGUGGACUCGAUGAUCAAUGUCCUAGGUCCAGACUUACAAGAUGCCACAAAAUCUCGAGAGCUCAUCCUGACCCUAAUCGGCCAGCUUCAGGACGAAGACAACGUCAAUGUCCAGCGCGCCAGUCUAAGCUGUCUAGAGCACCUCUCGCUCUAUGCUCCAGGCAACAUGGUAUUUGCAGAUUACGUAAAGCUGUUGCAGAAAUACCUUAAUUGCGACACAGCAUCGUUGCGGGACGCUGCAGUCGACGGCCUGUACAACCUGAUGAAGCGAAGCUCUCAAGAUGUCUUUGAUGCUGCAUACCCCGGGCUAGAAGACCAACUUUGGCUUGUUCUAGAUUCCUGCCCGGGCCACGACGGUAUUCGUAAUAUUAUCCGUAACUGGGUUAGGCAGUCGUGCCUCAGUGACACGGCCUCAUGGCUCCAGCGCCUCCAGAAUGUGCUCAAGAUGACGAGGAAAAAGGCUGUCGAGGAGAACCGUGCUGGCGCGUCCAAACCCAAUGCUGCCGUAGAUCUGCAAGAUGAAGAAGUCGCUGGCUUUGCCGCUGCCGCCGUCGGGGCCGCCAAGGACGAUAAGGAGUUGGCCGCAAGCUCCGAGGUCGAGCCACUGCGAUGGCAAGUCCGCACUUUUGCCAUGAGCUGCCUGAAUGAGAUAUUCCUUCUCAUCAACAAGGAUAUUGCAACCAAUGGCGAAUCACCGGCACAGGCGGCCCUGCAGGCUCGUAUCGCUGACGUUGUGCGCAUGGGCUUCUCCGCCUCGACAUCCAGUGUACUCGAAUUGAGGAUCUGGGGCCUGAAGAUUAUCGGGUCGGUAUUGCGCAUGUUUGGAAAGACGCCAGAUCCCGACUUUGAGGAGGCGAUGCUUCUCGAGCAGUACCAAGCACAAAUCAGCUCCGCUCUGACGCCUGCCUUUGCCGCCGAUUCCUCUCCCGAGUUGGCCUCAGAAGCCGUAAACGUUUGUGCUGCAUUUAUAUCGACUGGCAUUGUGACCGAUGUGGACAGAAUGGGCCGUAUCCUGAAGACACUCGUCACGGCCCUGGAAAACUUCUCAAAUGAGUCGGAGCACGCGGGGAUUGGCGAUCUUCAAGGCCUAAGCUCCAAUGCUCAGAUCAUGGUUAAAAUGUCCGUCUUCUCCGCCUGGGCCGAUCUCCAGGUGGCCAGUCUGGAGCAAAAGUACCUGCUGAACGUAUUGAAGCCACAUAUUGGUACGCUCACGCCCCUGUGGCUAGCUUCUCUCCGAGAGUUUGCCCGUCUACGGUUCGAACCAGACAUAUCCAUGACUCUUGGCCCGCCGUCCCUCUCAGGCAGCCUCGACACCAUAUAUGCUGCCUUGAAUCGCGAAACGCUCCUGAAGUUUUAUCAGGACUCAUGGUUGAAGCUUGUAGACGCCAUCGCGAGCCUCAUUGAGCAAGACAGCGAUUUUGUGUUUGACGCACUAGACGGGAAAGAGAUCGAGGGGCCGUCAACCAACGGUCAAGCCAAGGGUUCGGAUAUCAACUACCGUGAUGAGCCUGUGGCCUUUUUCUUUGUCCUGUUUGGCAUCGCCUUUGAGGCAUUGGCGACGCGUCCGGGUCAGACAGACUCCUUGGCAACUCAGGAGCAGACGCUGGAAAUCCUCCAGGCACUGAAGAAGAUUCUCCACCCGAGCGUCUCGGGUCAUGCCAUAUACAGGGAAGCCAUCUUCUCCGAGACCAUGGACCUGCUCGACCGCCUCGUGCUGACCGAGGGCCUCGACGUGCAAGGUGUCAUUGUCGAGAUUGCAAGGGCCCUCUGUGUAGCCCAUCCGUCGGCGAGGAAGAAGGAACAGCCCGAAAGCGGAGAUCUCUCGGAAGAUAUCGAACAGCUCUUUGAACUGACACGCAUCAUUGUUCUUGUCCUUUCGGGGCUCCUCCCCAACUUGACGGAAGCCCACCAGACGGCUCGGCAUCAGCUGACUGAGGAAGCCGUACUGCUCAUCCGGUCGGCCCUGAAUGCCAUUGUGGACGCGGCCGAGGUGUUCCCGGCGAUCAUCAAGACGGACCUGCACGCUUGCAUUAUCCACAUAUUUGCCACAGUGCUGGCCACGCCAUCUUGCCAGGAAGUCAUUGUGCCCCAGGCUCUGCCCGAGCUGAAGCGCUUCAUGACGAGUAUAUCUGGCCCUGCUGCCACGGCAGGUAACAACAACAGCAACAGACCCCACUCCGCUGUCCAGCUGCAGGGGUGCUUGCGUCGUUUCCUGUCCAUCUACCUCAAUGCCCAAAAGCGUGAGGCACCCAGCUCACUGUUGUGCGUAAAAAAUUGCCUGUUGGCUGUGACGAUUCUAUUUACUGGCGGCCAAAACUGCUUGGCAGCCAAUGAUGCCGUCGUCGUGCGCUUCUUGGACGAGUUAAUGGAUUGUCUAUCGGACCGAAUGACGGCCAAGAUCGCCGCCAACUGCGUCCGGUCUCUAUUGCUACAGUCGUCGCCCACAGUGGCGGACCAGUCUAUUGCCCGAUACCUGCUCCCACGACUCAUCGCCUUCGUGACUGCGACGGAGCCCGAGGACCCUGAGAAUGCGCGCCGACUCAUUGCCCACACAUUGACGCAGUAUGUUGCUGGUGUGGACAAGGACCAUGCUCAGAUCGUCAUGGCUGUCGUGGCGCCGGCGCUCUUGUCGCGCGCUUCUAGCGAGGGCAUGGAAGUGCACCGUGAGACCAGUAUCAGGCUUCUCGAAAUGGCUUCGGCGGAUCCUGCCGCUUUCAGGGGUGUCGUGGCAGCCAUGAGUGAGGGACAGAAGGCCUUUAUGGAGGAAGUGAUCAAGUCCGGACGUGCGACUGGCGACAGCAACAAGACUACCACUGAUAACACCGGGCAACCCAGUAUUGCUCUCAAGAUGGACUUUGGGUCCUAA
Molecule: messenger RNA, 6210 nt
Organism: Pestalotiopsis fici W106-1
Lineage: Eukaryota; Fungi; Ascomycota; Sordariomycetes; Amphisphaeriales; Sporocadaceae
Exons: 2
Coding region: 1-6210 (2069 amino acids)
Biological process (GO): intracellular protein localization; retrograde transport, endosome to Golgi; endocytosis
Cellular component (GO): Golgi apparatus; endocytic vesicle; membrane
Source: RefSeq, a predicted model, not a curated record